GAGUCUUCUAGACCAAUUAAGCAGUCUUCAAAUCAACUUCUGCUUGCUGAGAUUUAUCUAAAGGAAGAACCAACUUAAAAAGCUACCUGUUAAUAUGACUUCAAUCAGGGAUAUUACUAAAUCUGCAUUCAUUUUAUAUGCCAUCUGUUUCUUCAUAAAUUCUGAUGGAAAAGCUGUGAUGAAGAGGUCUGUAAGUGAAGUCCAGAUUAUGCAUGAUUUGGGGGAACACCUACAUUCAGCAGACCGGCAAAACUGGCUCCUUGAGAAACUGCAAACUGUGCAUCAUGAACCUGAGGCUAUUGAAGAAGCUAAGCCCCGGGAAGUGAGGAGUUGGAGACUGCGCCCUGAUCACGGGAAGCCAAAAAUGCAGAAGAAACCAAAGGAUUGGAACAAAGGUUAUAAAGAUAACACCUUCAAAACCAAACCACAGUGAAAGUAUCACAGCCUUUCUUUCGAAUUCAGUAGUAAUGAGCAAUUAGGGCAUUUUAUUAUUUAUUAUUUAUAAAACAACGAUGUCUAAGAGGAUAUCUGCAUAAUGUCACUUGUUGAAAAUUGGAUGUACUUAUUUUGUGCAUUUUAUUUCCAUUGCCUAUAGUCAGUGGCUCCCAUGUCUUACACUGUUUCUUCAAUUGUCUAUGUAGCUUACAAGACGAAUUGUGACAUCACAUUGAGUAAUCUACAUUACUAAAUUACUAAAUUCCAAAGGCUAAAUGACAAAGACCUUUCCCUGGUGAUAUUUUUUUUAUUGCUUUGGAAGCUUCAUUUCCAGAUUUAGCACAUUAACAUAUCAUAGUAAGAAAGGAAUGCAUAAAUCCUGGCAAUUCUAUUUAGGUUGCUCUCCAGAAGAUGACAAUACAAGAAAAAUAUGCAGUAGGAACAACUGGGACCUUGUCCUUGGAGAAUCAUGCUUUAGUUACUUUUUAAAAUCCUAACACAAUGAAAAUAAUUUAAGGGUUAGGGUCAAAUAUCUAUUUUAUCUCAUGGGAACAUGUUAUUUCAUAAUAUUGAAAUCUGAAGCACCACUUGGAUAUGGAGGAACAUGCAGUAGUACAUGCCUAUUUCUUCAUAUUUUUACCAUAUAUAGCUAUGGUAUUUCAACAAUGACAUGAUUAGGUAGUAAUCCCUCAUCAUUAAAACAAUCCAACUAAACAACCCUAUAAAAGAACUUUCAAGUUACCUAAAUCUGAAAUUUUGGAUAUAUUUCUCUAGAAAGCAAUUUUUGUCAAGAAAAAAAAAAGAUCUAUGUAGAAACCUAGUUUGAACCUACACAUAAUUUCUUGGUCAUAGAACUUAGUGGAACUAAUUUUGGAAUAAAGACAGUAUGAAUGGGCUCAAGCACACAAAGAGCCAUAAAACAUGCUGGUCAUUGCAUUUAUUCCAGAUGAACUAGGCUAGCUUUUUAAACAUCAGAAUCAUACUCUAUACUGAUUUAUCAAAUAUGGUCUUUAUAUUCCUUUCUCUUAGAUUUUGCAACUCAGACAUUCUGCAAAAGUUGGUUAAUAAAUAAUAAAUAAUAUAAAUAUAUGUUCACCAUUUUUAAUCUAGAAGUGAAUAAUCUGAUAAUCAUUGUGCUGCAUCUGCAACUGAUGUUCUGGCUUCUUUACAGCCUCUGGCAAAGUUUUUAACUGAGUCAGAAUAUUCUUUUGUACCUUAACUGACUUGAUCUGACAACAAGGAAUUACUCUAAUACAGACCCUUGAAUUUGCAGAAAUCUACACUGCAUUCAGUAGUAUUCCAUGGGAACAGGGUUCAGUUAUGAGAUAUUGUGUGUUUAUGGAUGCAAGACUUUAAAAAUGCACCUUUUAUUUAUUCUUUUGUUGUAUGUUCACAUCUAUCUUACACAAAUUCAAUUUAAUUCCUUUAUAACUGUAUCUUGCUAAUGCCUUAUCAAAUAAAUGGACCAAAAGCUGUUGGACAGUAGUUAAAAAGCAAAA
This is a messenger RNA of Pantherophis guttatus, 1934 nucleotides long. RefSeq names its product parathyroid hormone (gene PTH). Gene Ontology annotation, molecular function: hormone activity; parathyroid hormone receptor binding. The record is from RefSeq and is a predicted model, not a curated record. NCBI's taxonomy places the organism in Eukaryota, Metazoa, Chordata, Lepidosauria, Squamata, Colubridae. Gene Ontology annotation, biological process: cell-cell signaling; intracellular calcium ion homeostasis. Gene Ontology annotation, cellular component: extracellular region.